This is a messenger RNA of Parastagonospora nodorum SN15, 2877 nucleotides long. RefSeq lists its product as hypothetical. Gene Ontology annotation, molecular function: protein-macromolecule adaptor activity. The transcript is spliced from 3 exons. Gene Ontology annotation, biological process: organelle fusion; endosome organization; vacuole organization. The coding region runs from base 1 to 2877 and encodes 958 amino acids. NCBI's taxonomy places the organism in Eukaryota, Fungi, Ascomycota, Dothideomycetes, Pleosporales, Phaeosphaeriaceae. Gene Ontology annotation, cellular component: HOPS complex; endosome. The record is from RefSeq and is a predicted model, not a curated record.
AUGGCAUACGACAUGGGGAGCGGGUAUGCUCCGCCCAGCACGAGCAACAUGCAGGAUCAAGACGCGUCGCUGCCAAUGUUCAAUAUAGAACGCGUGUCGCUCCAGUUUAACAUAUCGUCCGAUUUUGUGGCAGCGGCGGUUGCGAACAACGUCCUGAUACUUGCGCUUUCGACUGGGCGCAUCUUGCGCAUAGACCUGGACAGCCCAGCCGACAUAGACGUCGGCGUCAUCAAGCGUCUCUUCCUCGACCCCUCGGCGUCGCAUCUUAUCAUAACCACUACCCUCGCCGAGAACUAUUACCUCCACACACAGUCGCGCACACCGAAAGCGCUAUCACGGCUGAAGGGCGUCGUCAUCGAGAGUGUAUCAUGGAAUCCGUCACAGCCGACUGCAUCGACACGGGAAAUACUGGUGGGAGCUUCGGAUGGGAAUGUGUAUGAGGUGUACAUUGAACCCUCGUCUGAGUUCUACCGGAGAGAAGAGAGAUAUUUGAAGAAUGUCUAUCACACGAAUGACGGGCCUAUCGUAGGCCUGUGGACAGAUGCUGUGCCUGGGCGAGCAGACCUGCGGCGGAUUAUCAUUGCAACACCAUCAACAUUCCUUCACUUUGCUGGCAAGCUCGGGCGAGCGGGGCAUGAAGGAAGCGGAUCAAUCUUCUCAAAACUCUUCGAGAGUGAAUCUGCGACUGUACAUGAGAUCGCGAAUGCUGCGCCUACUGCGACAUCUUUGUUAGCCGUCUCUCCAGAGCUCCAGGAUACGCACAGCUACGACCAAUCGAACAGCGAGCGGAUCUUCGGAUGGCUGACCUCGCAGGGUGUCCUCCAUGGUAAACUGUUCCUGUCCACAGACACGUCUGAGCUUGGCGGAAGUGUCCUCGGGGACUCAAAGAUGCUGCCUAGAUCGCAGAUCCCGCCUUCACAGACCGCUAGUGGCCGGACACGAAAGACGCAGGAGCCCGUCAGCUCAAUGAUCUUGAGCCAAUGGCAUAUCCUGCAACUGGUGGAAGGCAGAAUUGUAGCCGUCAAUCGCCUCGAUGACACGGUUGUCCUGGACCAAGUUGUGCUCGAGCCUGGCCAGAGUGCCAUCGGGCUUGUAGCCGACAUCAAGAAGAACACCUACUGGCUUUUCACGACCAGAGAGAUCUUCGAAGUUGUAGUUACCGACGAGACAAGAGACUUGUGGAAGAUUAUGUUGAAGACCCAGCAGUUUGACGCAGCAUCGCAGUUUGCGAAGACUUCAGCCCAGAAGGAUGCCGUCGCGACUGCGUCUGGCGAUUACCUUGUCGGAAAGGGGCAGUACAUGGAGGCUGCCGCUGUCUACGGACGAAGCACGAAGCCUUUUGAGCAGGUUGCUCUCGCGUUCAUCGACAAAGGCGAGCAGGACGCACUGCGCAAGUACCUCCUCACUAAGCUCUCAACGUUGAAGAAAUCUUCCAUCAUGCAGAGGACGAUGGUUGCAACGUGGCUUGUCGAGCUGUAUAUGGCGAAACUCAACACUCUCGACGAUACUAUCACUACCAGAGCAGAGCUGUCAGAGAGCAUGAACACGGCCGAGACCCAUGAUCAGCUGUCCGUAAUCCGGAAGGAGUACCAGGACUUUGCAAGCAAGUACAAGACCGACCUAGAUCGCAAGACGGUGUACGAAAUCAUCAGUAGCCACGGCCGAGAGGAGGAGCUGCUCUACUUCGCCACCGUCGUCAACGACUACAACUAUGUGCUGUCGUACUGGGUGCAGCGAGAGCGGUGGACAGAAUCACUGGACGUGCUGAAGAAACAGACGGACCCAGAAAUCUUCUACAAGUACAGCAGCGUGCUUAUGGCCCAUGUGCCAGUCGAGCUUGUCGAUGUCAUGAUGCGCCACACCACCUUCAAUGCGCAGAAGCUCAUCCCAGCGUUUCUCAACUACAACAACUCGACCAAGGCCUCACUGAGCCAGAACCAAGCAGUGCGAUACCUGCUGUUCGAGAUUAAUCAACACAAUUCGACAGACGCAGCAGUUCACAACACACUAAUCUCCAUCUACGCGUCACAUCCCACGACGGACGAGUCGGCACUGCUCGCCUACCUUGAGGGUCAAUCUCAAGCGCAUGAGCAGAACUACGAUGCAGACUUUGCUCUCCGCCUCUGUAUCCAGCACAAGCGCGUGCAAUCAUGCGUGCACAUCUACAGCUCGAUGCAGCAAUACGUGCAAGCCGUGGACCUCGCACUCAAGUACGACGAGAUCGAACUUGCCUCCUCUGUUGCCGAUCGGUCCAACACUUCGCCCGCCCUACGCAAGAAGCUCUGGCUCGCUAUCGCGAAGAAAGUCAUCUCGCAAUCCUCUGGUAUCAAGACGGCCAUCGAGUUCCUUCGCCGCGUGGACCUUCUCCGCAUCGAAGACCUCAUCCCCUUCUUCCCUGACUUUGUCGUCAUCGACGACUUCAAAGAAGAAAUCUGCUCUGCCCUCGAAGAUUACAGCCGCCGCAUCGAUGCGCUCAAAGAAGAGAUGGAUGAUAGCGAGCAUACGGCUAAACACAUCAAGUCAGACAUCAAGGCGCUGGAACAGCGUUAUGCCAUCGUUGAGCCAGGGGAGAAGUGUUACACGUGUGGCCUACCACUACUGGCGAGACAAUUCUUUGUCUUCCCAUGCCAGCAUGCGUUCCACAGUGACUGUCUCGCGAAAAAGGUGGUGGAUCUAGCGGGUAUCGCGAGGGGUAAGAGAAUUGCGGAGUUGCAGGGCGAAGUGAGGAGGGGAAUGGGAGGGAAGAGGGAGAGGGCGAUUGCCGAGUUGGAUGCGCUCGUUGGGUCCAGUUGUGUUCUGUGCAGCGAAUUGGCUGUCAAAAUGAUUGAUUCGCCGUUUAUCACGAGUUCGGAUGAUAAGGGGGAAUGGGCGCUGUAG